GCGCUCAUCUCAGGAUGCAUCCCAGUGACGUUCUUCCGAGAGCAUGACAACCCGUGGCAGGACGAGCUGGAGUAUUCCUCUUUCUCAAUCAACAUCGACCCGGACAACAUCUGGCAGCUCAAGGAGCGCAUUGAUGCAGUCAGGAACCAGCCGGAGCUGCUUCAGAGGAUGCAGAAGAACGUUGUUCGGGUGCAG
Molecule: messenger RNA, 195 nt
Organism: Closterium sp. Naga37s-1
Lineage: Eukaryota; Viridiplantae; Streptophyta; Zygnematophyceae; Desmidiales; Closteriaceae
Source: the annotation of a GenBank genome assembly